CAGUAUACCCAACUUCUCUAUCUGCUUCAUUAAAUCCUAUUCCUAUUUCCUAGUACUAUAAAAGGUCGCAUUAGCACGGCAGGUUCCCUAGCUCACCAAAGAACCAAACCAAACCAAAGCAUGCCAUCAUUCAUGGCUUUCCUUUCACAUCCUUAUUUCUUUGCAGCUUUGUCUGCAUCUUUGACUCUUUUGGUGGUCCAACUUCUGUUCAGAAAACUGAACAAAAGGCAUAGUAGAAAGAAGUACCACCCUGUUGCUGGCACCAUCUUCAAUCAGAUGCUCAACUUCAACAGGCUGCACCAUUAUAUGACUGAUCUUGCUGCCAAGCACAGGACUUACAGGCUGCUCAACCCUUUCAGAUAUGAGGUUUACACCACUGAGCCAACUAAUGUUGAGUAUAUACUCAAAACCAAUUUUGAGAAUUAUGGAAAGGGCUUAUACAACUACCACAAUUUGAAGGAUUUACUAGGUGAUGGGAUCUUCACUGUUGAUGGCGAGAAAUGGCGGGAACAAAGGAAGAUAUCAAGUCAUGAAUUCUCCACCAAGAUGUUAAGGGACUUCAGCAUUUCAAUAUUUAGAAAGAAUGUAGUAAAACUUGUAAACAUAGUGUCUGAAGCUGCAACUUCUAACAGUACGUUGGAAAUCCAAGACCUUUUAAUGAAAUCAACACUGGAUUCAAUUUUCCAAGUUGCAUUUGGAACUGAACUUGACAGCAUGUGUGGAUCAAGUCAAGAAGGGAAGAUUUUUGCUGAUGCUUUUGAUACUUCCAGUGCACUAACCCUUUAUCGUUAUGUUGAUGUCUUCUGGAAGAUAAAGAAAUUCCUGAAUAUUGGAUCGGAGGCCAAAUUAAGAAAGACCACUGAAAUUUUAAAUGAAUUUGUUUUCAAGCUAAUCAACACUAGAAUUCUUCAAAUGCAGAUUUCAAAGGGAGAUUCUGGUAGCAAACGAGGAGAUAUUCUGUCAAGGUUUCUGCAAGUGAAGGAAUAUGAUCCAACAUACUUACGAGAUAUAAUUCUAAACUUUGUUAUUGCGGGGAAAGACACGACGGCUGCCACACUUUCUUGGUUCAUGUACAUGCUGUGUAAGUAUCCUGAAGUUCAAGAAAAAGCAGCAGAAGAAGUGAAAGAAGCAACAAACACAAAAAGAAUUAGUAGCUAUAAUGAGUUUGUGUACAGUGUCACAGAUGAAGCUCUUGAAAGGAUGAACUAUCUCCAUGCAGCAAUUACUGAAACUCUCAGACUUUAUCCUGCAGUUCCCGUGGAUGCAAAGAUUUGUUUUUCUGAUGAUACACUACCUGAUGGAUAUAGUGUAAAUAAAGGAGAUAUGGUAUCUUACCAACCUUAUGCAAUGGGUCGGAUGAAAUUUAUAUGGGGUGAUGAUGCAGAGGAUUUUAGACCAGAAAGAUGGCUUGAUGAGAAUGGCAUUUUUAAGCCAGAGAGCCCUUUCAAGUUUACAGCUUUUCAGGCUGGUCCUCGGAUUUGCCUAGGAAAGGAGUUUGCUUAUAGACAGAUGAAGAUAUUUGCAGCAGUUUUGUUAGGCUGUUUCCGCUUCAAAUUGAAGGAUGAGAAGAAAAAUGUCACCUACAAAACGAUGAUAAAUCUUCAUAUUGAUGAAGGUCUUGAAAUCAAGGCCUUUAAUAGAUACAGGGAUUAAAAGAUUGUUGGAACAAUCCAAACUCUAGUGAAAACCUCAAAGUAGUUUAACAAAAGAGAAUGAAAGUGUAUUUGAAAGUCAAAGAUGAGUUGUUGACAGGUUAUUGUUUUCAACUAAGUUAAUAAUGUAUAUUGUUCUAUGUUAUUAAAAUAAUUAUUAAGAAGUGUUUCGAUAGCUAUAAAGUUUUGCAUUGUUUAGAAGUCAA
Molecule: messenger RNA, 1858 nt
Organism: Glycine soja
Lineage: Eukaryota; Viridiplantae; Streptophyta; Magnoliopsida; Fabales; Fabaceae
Product: cytochrome P450 704C1-like
Exons: 6
Coding region: 121-1653 (510 amino acids)
Molecular function (GO): heme binding; iron ion binding; oxidoreductase activity, acting on paired donors, with incorporation or reduction of molecular oxygen
Source: RefSeq, a predicted model, not a curated record